UGCUCGCUGAACGGAGAUCUGUAAAUAAAGAUGCAUUCUCUGGCGCAGGAGAUCCAGGGCUUCUCCGCGGCGCGUCUGAGGAAGCAGACCACGAGGGUGACGACCGUGACGGGCGAGGUGCUCACGGAGACGCGCCGCGGAGGUCGUUUCCACGCGGAGCGCGAGGGUGCCGCGGCGUGCGGGUUCGUGCGGGACUCGAGCCUCGACCUGCGCGUGGGCGUCAUCAGACCCUUCCUCCUGCUCUCUUCACAGGAUGCUGCACAUGACAUAGACACAUUAAAGAAACUGAAGGUGACUCAUGUGCUUAAUGUGGCGUAUGGGGUUGAGAAUGCCUUCCCUGAUCUCUUCACAUAUAAGACCGUCACCGUGUUAGAUCUUCCAGAGACGGACAUCACCUCGUACUUCCCUGAAUGUUUCGAGUUCAUAAACGAAGCCAGUCAGCAGGGUGGAGUGGUGCUGGUCCACUGUAACGCCGGUGUUUCUCGCUCUGCUUCUGUUGUCAUCGGGUUCCUCAUGUCCCAGGAGAAGAUGACGUUCGAUGAAGCUUUCGGCGCGGUGAAAAACACCAGGCCUUACAUUCAGCCCAACCCAGGCUUUAUGAGUCAGCUGAAGACAUAUAUGCUUCCACACAAAGACUGAUUUUUGUGAACCGAAAUGUUCCCUGGUCCUGCGUAAUUACUGCAUGUGUCAGAUUUCACACAGUACUUGAUGAGUAUAUGAGCUGUGGAGGUGUUUAGUUAGACAGUUUGGUGUUUGGACCAUUUUGCAUUUAUAUUUUGUAUUUAUAUAUUAUAAAAAAAAAAAAAUAAUAAUAUAUAUAUAUUAAUGAAUGUUGAUAUUUAUAUUUGCUGCAAAAUAAUAAUAAAAAAUUGUAUAAUUUU
Molecule: messenger RNA, 881 nt
Organism: Puntigrus tetrazona (Sumatra barb)
Lineage: Eukaryota; Metazoa; Chordata; Actinopteri; Cypriniformes; Cyprinidae
Gene: dusp19b
Product: dual specificity phosphatase 19b
Exons: 4
Coding region: 31-639 (202 amino acids)
Biological process (GO): regulation of MAP kinase activity; protein dephosphorylation
Cellular component (GO): cytoplasm
Molecular function (GO): JUN kinase phosphatase activity
Source: RefSeq, a predicted model, not a curated record